AGAGAGAGAGAGAGACUGAAACCCCAUAAUGCACUGCACGCUGCAGGGCUGAAGUCGUGCAGAUUCAUCAGUUCCUGUUCGUGGGGAUUGUGUGUGAGUGCACACACACUCAUACACCCAGACCGAGUGCAAGAGAAACACACUGACAACCAGGCAGAGAGAAGUGCCUUCUUCCGCCGACCCCCGUGGCUGUUUGGCUCCAUUGAAGCCACCUCUGCCUCUGUGCCUGUCCAUGUCUGCUGGAGUUGCCAGCCACACUAGGAGCCCCAGGACUGCCAGGACUGCCAACCUCAUCCACUGAGCCAGUCUCCACACCACUGACACCUCCCUGCUUCCCUCCUAUCUACAUCCAUGCCAUUCAGCCCUCCUCUGUGGAAGUCAACCAGUCCCCUCUCAUCUGCAGACAGAGUCUGAUACCGAAGACAGACAGCUUUUAUCGGCUCCAGUGAGCGGAAGGAGAUUGUCGCUUUGCUGUCCCCUCCACCAAAGCCUACUCCACCUCAUCCUUCUCCGUCUCUUCCUCUUUCUCCUCCUUCCUCCUUUCCUCCAGCCCUGUGUCUUUUCAUCAUGGGCCAACUCAAUCGAUAAUGUGUUUUGCUAUUCAUCUCAUCUGACAGUUCAGCCGUGGAGCAAGGCGAUAGAGAGGACUGGAGAGUGUGUGUGUGUUAGAGAGAGAGGACGAGAGAUUGCAAAGCAAACCUCUGUGGCCGUCACCAGCCCAGGCCCUGGGUGACAGGCGGUGAAGGAUUCCUAUUACAGCCACAAACAGACUCUUAGGAUGGGCCACAGGUGGUAGACAAGUCCCAGGCCUCACAGGCUUCACCUCAGAAUCAGAGCCCCAGGACAAAACCUCUUAAAACUGGCUUUUUCCCCAUGUCAUUUACUUAUUCAUUCUUCUCAUUCGUCCCAGUGUCAUUAGAAACAUACAGACGCACACAUAACUGCAUUUGCUGGAUAUCUGUCGCUCUCAAUCGCCCCUUUCUGCCUGGUUCAAAAUGGCGGUGAAUGUGACACCGAUCCGGGACACAAAGUGGCUGACGUUGGAGGUUUGUCGGGAAUUCCAGAGAGGAACGUGUUCUCGACCGGACAGCGAGUGCAAGUUCGCCCACCCUGCCAAGAGCUGUCAAGUGGAAAAUGGCAGAGUCAUUGCCUGUUUUGACUCACUCAAGGGCCGCUGUUCCAGGGAGAACUGUAAGUACCUGCAUCCUCCUCCUCACCUAAAGACCCAGCUGGAGAUCAAUGGAAGGAACAACCUCAUCCAGCAGAAAAACAUGGCAAUGCUGGCCCAGCAGAUGCAGCUUGCUAAUGCCAUGAUGCCUGGCACACAGCUACAGCCAGUGCCCAUGUUUUCAGUCACACCCAGCCUUGCAACCAAUGCCAAUGCUGCUGCAGCAGCGGCCGCUGCGUUUAACCCCUACCUUGGCCCAGUGUCGCCCGGCCUGAUGCCCGCUGACAUCUUGCCCAGCGCCCCUGUACUGGUCACCAGCAACCCCAGUGUCCCCGUACCUGCUGCUGCUGCUGCUGCUGCACAGAAACUCAUGAGGACAGACAGACUGGAGGUGUGUCGGGAAUACCAGCGGGGCAACUGUACACGUGGGGAGAACGACUGUCGCUUUGCCCAUCCUGCAGAUAGCACUAUGAUUGACACCAACGACAACACAGUCACUGUGUGUAUGGACUACAUUAAGGGCCGCUGCUCGAGGGAGAAGUGCAAGUACUUUCACCCUCCAGCUCACCUGCAGGCCAAGAUCAAAGCCGCCCAACACCAAGUCAACCAGGCUGCGGCUGCUGCAGCCAUGACUCAAUCGGCUGUCAAAUCACUGAAGCGACCCCUCGACGCAACUUUUGACCUGGGGCUCCCUCCCGUCUUGCCUCCUUUACCAAAGAGACCUGCACUUGAAAAAGCCAACGGUGCCACCACAAUGUUCAAUGCUGGCGUAUUCCAGUACCAACAGGCCCUGGCCAACAUGCAGUUUCAACAGCAGGCUGCCUUCAUACCAUCAGGCUCGAUAUUGUGCAUGACACCUGCAACAAGUGUUGUACCCAUGAUGCACGGUGCUACUCCAGCCACUGUGUCUGCAGCCACCACAUCUGCCACAAGUGUUCCCUUUGCAACCGCAACAGCCAAUCAGAUUCCAAUAAUAUCUGCAGACCAUCUGACUAGUCACAAGUAUGUGACCCAGAUGUAGGAGUCUCAAUCAGAACAAUGGAAUUGGAGUGUGCCGGUGUCCAGUCCAAGAUUAGCGGUCACCCUUCAUGCCUGUAACAUCAAGAGCAAAACGGAGAACCAAAUCUAAACUGGUUUGGAAUAAAUCUGCAUGUUAACAUAGGAGGCACAGUUUGUUAGGAUUGUUUUCAUGUGUACUUCAUGCACACUAUUACACAACAACAGAAAAGAACAUCAUUUGCAUUACAGACUGCCUUUCGCUCUGUAGAGGCAACUUACCUUUAUUCACCGGACACACUUUGAAUGUUAAAAUGAGGUUAAUGUGUGGAGCGGUCGUUAAAAAAAAAUCGACUGCUGGAUUGGUACGUCCAUUGACCAAGAAUCAUGACUUAUGUUGUUUGUUUGUUCAUUGAUUGUUGGUCUUUGACCUAAAUGUGUUCAUUUGUUUACACAAAGGCGCACCUUGUAUUUCAGUUGAGGUAAAAGAAACAAAUAAUCUGACUGAAUCACAUAUGCAUGCACAAUGAUUUUCAUUACGAUUUUAUUUUGUUAAACCAGUGAUAAGGGAAAUUACAUGAGUGCACUCAGAGGCAAAAUAGCAACUGAAUGUCUGUGAGGUGUCUUUCAAACCUUUGUAGCCUACCUUUCUAUCUCUUAAGCACAUGUCUUUAACCUUGCAGGCAUCCCUGUAAAGUGCCAUACAUCUCAAAAUAAAUGAAUGGUAUUCAAGCAGUGUUACAAAGUAUUAAACUCAACACUUCCCUUUAAUACGUCUCUAUUUUCUCUCUUGGACAGCAUGUAGUGUCCAAUGUCGUGACCUGUCAUUACCUGUGAUUCCAACUAGCAUCACUGCUGAUUAGAUUACCUUCCCCGGAUUGUCUGCUUUACUCAAAUCUUCUACUGAAUGAAUAGAUUUUUAAUUUUUUUUUUUCUUAGACCUUAUUGUUGAUGUCAGUUGUUUAGACAGGAAAUGACUGGAUCUGUGCAGACAGAUCUCUCCAUGUUCAUUAAGACUAUUGACUCUAAAAGUCAGAUGAGUUGUUUGUGCGUGAGAGACCAAAGACUCUCCCAACGAUGAAGAUGUAAUGAUGAAUAGCUUUGAAACAACAGGGCGGUCAGUUGGUAUCCAAAGUGCUGUGAUACAGAAGUCAAAAUCUAUAGUGCAACUGGUGAUGGAUAUGUGAUUUGUAUGACCUGAUUUGUUUUUCAUUUGUAUGGUUACACAUAUUUUAAGGCAGGUUGUAAAAGUAGAUUUAGUGUAAUGUAUAUAUAGUCUGACAUAUUUAAGAAUAUUUGUUAAAUACGUCUACCUGAGAACUGUUUUCAGAUAGUCAGCCAAAGUCUUUUUGUGUCACUGUUACUAGAUAUUGUGGGUAGACUAGUGGGGCGAGCCCAAUGAAGGAUCGGGUGUUUAGAGUAGAUCUCUAGAACUCUUUGUUUUUGUUGUGUUCUGGGUGUUCUUCAGGCAUAUUUAAUUGGUGGAUAGUACAGGGAAAGUGGCAAGAAUUUAAACGAUUGUAUUACUCAUCCAAAGCCUUAGAAUGUACCAUCGGGUCAGCACAAUGCAACAUGCCAUUUUGAACCAUCCAGAUGCCUAAUCCACGCCAUAUUAAUUAUAACACACACACAGAGCACUAUGUAAUUGUCACUUUUUUUGUCAGUGUUUUCUUAACUUUCUUGUAGUUUUUCUUUAGAUGAGGAGUGUUUUACUUUAUUUUGUUUGGAUGAUAUUUUGAUAUUAGUUCUGAUUUUUAGUUUUGCUUAUUAUAUUUAUCUUUCUUAUAAUGAAUAUAAGGUAAAAGUGUGUGUUUGUGUGUUCCUCAUGCACAGUUUCCUGAAAUUCCAUGUAAUGUUGAUUUUAGUAUGAUUAUGAUUGUAAACUCAAUAUUUUCUACGUUAUGCAUAUUGUUGAACUGUAUGCAUAUUGUUCAUUUCUCUAGUCUUUUUGUGUUCUUUGAACAAAGAUGUUUUAUAUGAGUAUCUAACAGUGAUGAAUAAUAGAACAGAGAGGCUGAGUUGUCACUGUGGCAACCGUUGCCGAUAACCGAGUAAUAUUUUAAUGAUUGUAAGGUUUGUAACUAGUCAUAUAAGAAAAAAAAGACUAUUAUAAAAAUCUAGUUCUUAGAUGUUUAGAGUAAAGAUGUUAUUUUCUACUGUAUCCAUUUCAAAUAGUAACUAUUGUUUUAAUAUUUUUACUCUCCCUGGAAAUUGGGCCAUGUUGGAAAACAAGCUGCAUAUUUGAUCACUUUUUCAGGGGCGUUGCUGGCGGGGUCAGGUGAACGUGGUGAGUAGGGAACUGAGUCUGCACACUCAUCUCUUCCUCAGCCAACUGCAAACAACAAGGGUGGGGUGGGGAAUCUUGAGGCGAUAAAGGUGAUAAAGGUUGACUUUUUUGCACUUCUGUACAUAGUCAAAAAAGAGAGAAUCAUGUAUAUUGAGAUCUUAUUUUGAAUAAAAAAAAAAUAAUGUCUAUAAUGACAAGGAAUUUUGCUAGGAUAACAAAAAAAAUCUUAUGAAAGGCUGAACAAAAUUGCUUGCAUCAAAAGGGCACUGAGUUCUCACUCUCCUACCCGUUUCAGAAAAGGCCAAGUGUUGCUCUUCUUUUUUGUCAGCAGCUUGUAGUUUGCCAGGUAACCUUCCGGAGGAGGCGUCCACUACCCUCCAGCGUAAGGGCCUGACUGGGUUUGUCUGGUCCCCUAACCUGCCUGUACUGACAGGUCUGUGUGUCAUGGGCACGCCCUCCCAGGCCCAACCAAUCACAACACGUCCUGUCUCUUUACUUUACUCAGAGAGGAAUGCAUGUUAAAGGAAAUACAUAUACCGUUUAAAAAAAUCAUGACACAGUAAUACUGAAUAAGAAAACAUGUUACACAGAAAGAUGUAUUUACAGUAUACAAUAUUCUAUCAAUGUAAUGGAAUAAAAUAUAUAUAAAAAUACAAAAAUAGAAUAGUGGUUUAUUUAAAAAAAAAAAAAAAAGAUUCCUGAGAAUAUACUCACUAAAGUUUCACCACUUGGAGAGUCAAAAUACAUGCAACACAGACACCAUAGUUAUAAGUAUGUUCUUUCUGUUAAUGUAAGCUGUGCUUCUAGUAGAUGAAACUGACCAAACAGGAAUGUAGUUCAACAUCAGGCAGAAUUUAAGAAUAAUUUCAGAUUGAAAUACUCUUUGGUGGUUUGGUCAUAAACUUGUUAGUUUGAAAUUUUGUCCUGAUCAUCUUUGUCAUCUCUCAUCUUCUACAAGCACGCAUGCUUACGUUUAUGAUAUAAUGUAAACUGAACUUUUUUUCGUUUGUUGUUUGUUUUCUCUGCUUGUAGUGCUAAUAUGAUGUAUUCUGUCUUCUGCUGCAGUUUGUUUCUGCUUGUUUUACUGUUCCAGGCCCCCUGAAAGGAUGUGUCAUGUUUGCAUGCCGGCCACCUGUAGAGAAAACCACUGAUUGCCACAGUCUAAAGCCAUAAAAUAUAAUCUCAUCACAAUGAAAUGUGGGGGAAGAAACCAGAAAUGACACAGAGGUGGGAAAUGGUACCCUCUGAACCUGGUAUGAAUGAGUUUGCUGGGGUUUUAUUAACUACAACAUCAUGUAAUAAUUAAAGUCAUGAAUGUAAUUAAUGGAACCUGUGGUGUGCCAACUUUGAAGGAUAAGAAGUAAGUAAGUAGCUUCUUGACACAUUUUUUCAUGUGGCCUGUAUUGCUAUAUUGAUUCUUGCUGUUAUGAAUAAAAAACAUAAUAAAAAUUUACAAAUGAA
Seriola aureovittata is the source of this 5912-nucleotide messenger RNA. Its product is annotated as muscleblind-like protein 1. The record is from RefSeq and is a predicted model, not a curated record. Gene Ontology annotation, molecular function: metal ion binding. The transcript is spliced from 11 exons. NCBI's taxonomy places the organism in Eukaryota, Metazoa, Chordata, Actinopteri, Carangiformes, Carangidae. Bases 996 to 2189 code for a protein of 397 amino acids.